Paralichthys olivaceus (Japanese flounder) is the source of this 4961-nucleotide messenger RNA. RefSeq names its product cell adhesion molecule 4 (gene cadm4). Gene Ontology annotation, cellular component: cell-cell contact zone. The record is from RefSeq and is a predicted model, not a curated record. Gene Ontology annotation, biological process: negative regulation of peptidyl-tyrosine phosphorylation; regulation of wound healing; regulation of Rac protein signal transduction. Lineage: Eukaryota; Metazoa; Chordata; Actinopteri; Pleuronectiformes; Paralichthyidae. Gene Ontology annotation, molecular function: vascular endothelial growth factor receptor 2 binding.
AAUCAACAGUGAUACCACAUUGGGAUUAUAGCAAUUUUCAUAGAUCAACAGGAAAGACGUGAAGCAAGAGGACGACAAAUUUGUGGGAACUAACUAGCUGCUGUGGAUUGACUGGAGGAUUGAAAGAGGAUGAGAGAGACAAAGAAGGCAGAGCGGAUAAACUAAACACAAUUUGAGGAGAUCAGUUGGAACGUGUAAAAAAAAAAAAGACACUUUGUUUUCCGUCCGUCUGCUGCCAGGCCCCAGACCUGCCAGACCUGAGCUGCUGGUGCACACCAACACAGAGUAAUUUUCUCAGCGUCAGCCAGUUGACGGGUGAAGUCAGAGCCGUGGGGAAGAUUGGGCUUGAUCUGCUUUCGGCUUUGCCAGAAGUGUCAGGUCCGUCGCCGCUGGAGCUCAUUGUUUCUGCAGAGGCACGGAGAGUGAGAGCGCGGGCAGUGUGUAGUAAUCUAAGGAUGACACCCACACUUUAUUCCAUCAGAUAGCGUUCAGUGAGGUGUGGCGCGUCACACUUAAUCUCGGCGUUACAGAGCACACAUAUAACACGUGUACUCGCACACACAAACACACUGGAGAUUUAACUCUAAGAGGCGGAUGACGCAUUAGGUCCCGACAAUCAGCGGAACCUUAAAGGUAGCAGGCUCUUGGAUCAGUGUGUAUCGCUGAGUGUGUGUCGGGAGUGCAACCAGGCGCUGACUGUGCCCAGUGGAGCAUGUUGGAAAGGAAGCGUUAGGCAGGUUGAUGCCGCACGAUUAUUCCGUCUGAUAGCCUGUGAUUAUUCUGAGAAGUCUAAAAUUACCAUGUAAAAUCACUGUCCACUUACGCUGCAGUGUAUACAUGAUAGCAUAUCGGAAGAGUUCUGGCAUUCAAGCGAAUAAUGGUGGAUACCUUGUGAGGAUAGUGUUCACGUCUCUGGGGUAAAAUAGCCGAGCAAAAAGUGUAAUAUCACAAAACUGAAGCGCAUCGCUGCAGCGUGCUCAAAGCUUUUCACGUUGGUUACACUACACAGAGCAAGCGCUUCCACUCUGUGUCUCUAUAGAGCGGCACUUAGGCUCAAUGGAUUUUAUUUAACCUCAGCUAUCUGCAGAUGAGUUGCAGUGAGAUGGUGUCUCUGUCUCUCCUGAGGCCUGCCCUGUUUGGUCAUAGCUCAAAGGCACAUUGACUUCCACCUGCCUGUGAGUCGAUGUGAGAAGUGCUGGAAACCUCGCUUGGUCUCAUUAAAAUACAAUCUGUUGAAGAUGAACAUCGUUGCCCUAGAUUCCUCCUUCCUCAAGGGCACGGCAAUGUAGGUAGCUGGAUUUCAAAAGUUAGCAUUUCAGUCAACAUCAGUAGAUUUAAACUUGCCUUACUUGAUAAGUCUGUUUCCCAGCCUUUCUGAAGGAAAUAUAGUUUAAUUGAUCGCUCCUGUUCCUUUGAGCAGUGUGGUUUGACCUGCAGGAGACAAGCAGUCUAUAUGUUGUGGUUAGUUUGUGAGGAUGACUGGAGCUGGGAGCUGGUUUAAACACUGUGGGUGAUCAGCUAAUUAACUUGUCCCUCAUUUGGUUGAUUUCAUGGCCACCAUAAUUGAAAACCCUCGCUGUUAAAGAACAUGGAAUUGCAGGUAUGCUUUGGUUAAACUUGGUAUUGGUUUUUCUGGUUUAUUGAUCCUGAGGUCUCUGGCUUUGUUCCUCUGAGGCUUACAGGGCUGAGGUAGAAAAUAUCUCGCCUUGCAGUGUUUGCCUCCCUGUCAUUUUGCUUUGAUGGGACUGAGCUCCCGCACUGCUUUGUAGCUGCAAAACUCCGGCGCCGUAUAGAUUUAAGACGCUGCACCGUGUCGUAAGUUCUUUCUAAACAAGGUGCCAAAGUCAAGUUUGUAACUUUCUGUCGCUCUGAGCUCAUUUCUGGGUGCAUUGUGAUGUGGCGUCUAAAUCAGCAGCUCGGUGAGCAAUCCAGCGUGCAAGCCUUGGCUGAAGCAGUUUGUUUGCAUGUGCUGUGAUGCAAUGCAGCACAUAAGAGUCCUUUCAUAAAGUGUCGUCCUCAAACAACAACUUCUGUCUGAUUGCACUGAAGUAAAGCGCAGCGGUUAGCGCGCACACGUGCCUGCAGCUUUGCAAAAAAACUAAUUGCAGAGUGUGUGUGGACUUGUUUAUCUAUAGCAGUGCAGGCAGGGUCACAGAGGAACCAUUGAUCAAGCGUGCACAUCCACACACACGUUCACACAUACACAUAGAGCUUCUCAAUACACAAUGAAGCCUGUCCGAAGCUCUGACCCCCUCCCGGCUCCUUUCUCUCUGGCCCUGCGCUGCCUGGUCCUGAUCCUGCUCUGUAUCACUCCUCAUUGUCAGGCGGUGCAGGCGGAGAAUGUUACAGUCUUGGAGGGAGGUACGGCCCAGAUCUCCUGCCGUCUGCAAAACUACGAUGGAUCAAUCGUGGUCAUUCAGAAUCCCCGCCGACAGACUCUCUUCUUCAACGGCACGCGAGCACUGAAGGAUGACCGUUUCCAGAUGGUGCUCUUCACGCCGCGGCUGGUGCGCAUCACGUUGACCAACGUCAGCGUGCUGGACGAGGGCGGCUACUUCUGCCAGCUCUACACGGACGCCACGCACCACCAGGUGGCCACGCUAUCCGUGUCUGUGCCGCCGGAGACGCCCACGGUGGACGUGAAGCAGGAGGCCGUGGAGGGCGGAGAGGUGGAGCUCACCUGCGUAACACCGCGCAGCAAGCCGGCCGCCACCCUGCGCUGGAUCCGUAACGGCCGGGAGAUACCAGGUGUGGUGUCCCAGCAGGACAACGGGAAGACGUUCAGUGUGUCCAGCACCAUCCGGAUCCCCGUAGAAAGGAAAGACAACGGGGCGGCUCUGAGCUGCGAGGCUUUCCACCCGGCGCUGAGUGGACAGAAGAGGAUCCGCCACUACCGCCUGGAUGUGUAUUUUGCACCCACAGUGAGAAUCGUUCCUCCUACUGGCAUUUUGCGAGAGGGUGACUCGCUUACCCUCAGCUGCUCCGUCAAUGGGAACCCACUGCCCAGGAACAUUCAGUGGUCCAAGAUUAAUGACACUUUACCUGAGAGGGCGGAGAUUUCUGGCCCCACCUUCCAGAUUUCCCGUCUCAGCCAAUCACACAACGGGACAUACCUGUGCCAGGCUCAGAACAACUACGGACGUGCCGCCGAUCAUUACACCCUACUGGUGUAUGAUAAUGUCACCUCCCAUUCCGUCACCCCAACCCUCCUAACAUCCAGCUGGGCCUUGGACCCGAAAGAUCCCGGUGCAGUGGUGGAGACUCACAGCGCCGUGCCAUACGCAGUGAUAGGUGGUGUUCUGGCACUGCUGGUUUUCACUGUCAUCUGUGUCCUCAUCGUCACCAUCUGGUGCUCCGUCCGGCAGAAAGGCUCGUACCGUACCCGAGAGCCUAUUCUUGCUUGGUAUUGACCUAACAAUCAGUUAACUAAUGAAUUAAUCAUUCACAGGUUCCUAUCUUACCCAUGAGGCCAGUGGGUUGGAUGAACAUGGUGAGGUGCAGGAAGCCUUCCUCAAUGGGAAUGACGCCAGCCAGGGCAAGAAGGAGUACCUACUGUAGCCCUUCCCCAUCCCCUUCUCUUCUGACCUCAGCCCUCCAUCCCUCCCCCUCCCCGUCUCCCUCCUUAUAUACAGUAUACACACACACACGUACACUUCUACACAAUGCGCCAUAACAGGCAGCCUUCUGAAAAACGACUGUAUACAGAUACCGCACACAGCCAGUCCAUCCUGCUCCAUUCCACCCCAUAUCCUCCACACACACUCACACACAAACCCAGAGACAGACUGAGAAAGCGAGAGCCUAUAGACCCACCAGCCAUUAAUGAAUGUGCCAUAUACUGUAAGCAGGAGAAACCGACGGGAAAUGGAGAGAGUGAGCGAGCGGGGGGGAGACAGUAGAGAGGGCGAGGUGCAUGUAGGCAAUAACGAAAUUAUGCCAUAAUUAUUUUUGAUCGAGAGGAAAGCAGGGAGCACAAAGAAAACUGGCAUUCCGCCCGUGUGGCCACCAAAGUGGAAGCGGAAUUAGAGGCAGAUGACUGCUAUUAUUCCAAGCCUGGAGAAAACCAUUUCACAAAGCUCAAUCUUUAACCUGCGGAGACAGAGGCAGCCAGUGUGCGAGGAGGGAUGAGGGGGAACCAGGGAGAGUUGACCGGGAGCUAUUGAGCAGCCGGUGCUAGAAAAUUGAAAUUUUUUUGAAAUUGCAAGAGCAUCUUGCCUACAGAGCGUCGCUCAUAUAUAAUUCCAUAACAACACUGGAGUGUGUAAGCCCAGAGUCCCGAGAAGGAUCCAUACUUUAUGAACAAGCUAACUGUCCUCUUUUGCUUUCCCUGUUGGGUGAUCUGCCAAUAACUUGUAUUUUUCCUCUUGCUGCAGUUGUGAGGAAAAUUAAUUUACUCCCCCUUCCUCUACACUCACCUGUUACCAUCCUCUUCCCUCUGCCUUAUAUCUCUCUUUCUCUCCGUCCGCCGCUCCCUCAAUCGCUCCUCCUUUGUUGGCUCCUAAUAAUGAAAGGAUUAGUGUUGGGCUGUGUUCCCGACAAAGAAGAAAGGAAUAUGACUUGCUAAGGCAUUAAAGAAAAGCUUAAUUAUUUUAGAAUGUCAUUAAGAGGAUAAAAAGGUUUAAAAGUCUUAUUAAGAAGGGCAAUGGGAGCAAUAGAAAAAGGAAUGAAUGGGAAUAGGAAAUGGAUGGAUGUUUUUUUCCUGAAUGCUACCACACAUAUGCAGAUACAUGCACACAUUCAUACGUACAGUAAACACGUCGACAGAACAAGUAUACAUAUCUCUGAAUUCCUUAUUUGUAUAAAAAAAUGAACAGUAACAUAAAUUAAAACAUAAAAUGAAACUUUUAAGAAAUAAGAAAACAGUUUACUAUUGAAACUCAUUAUGAAGCAACUAUACUAACACAGAAUAUUAGCCUAUAGAGGUGCAAAGCCGAACAAACUACUGUCAAGUGAUCUUUAAA